Messenger RNA from Columba livia (rock pigeon), 2315 nucleotides. RefSeq names its product serine incorporator 3 (gene SERINC3). NCBI's taxonomy places the organism in Eukaryota, Metazoa, Chordata, Aves, Columbiformes, Columbidae. Bases 121 to 1539 code for a protein of 472 amino acids. The record is from RefSeq and is a predicted model, not a curated record. Gene Ontology annotation, cellular component: membrane. The transcript has 10 exons.
UCAGGGCGCGCCAGCCUGGCGGGGGACAGCCAAUGAGUGGCGCUGGCGCUGGCCGGCGGCCGCCUGACACCGCGGGGUGGGGCGGAAGCCGGAAGUGUCCGGCGGGGACUCGGCGGCGCCAUGGGGGCGGCUCUGGGGGUCUGCUCGCUGGCCAGCUGGAUUCCCUGUCUGUGCAGCGGUGCCUCGUGUUUGCUGUGCCGAUGUUGUCCCAACAGCAAGAACUCGACAGUGACCCGUCUCAUCUACGCCUUCCUCCUCCUCCUCAGCACCGUUCUCGCCUGCAUCAUGCUGGCGCCAGGGAUGGAAGAGCAGCUGAAAAAGAUACCCGGAUUUUGUGAUGAGGGCCUUCAUACCCAUAUACCGCAUCUGAACGGCUUUGUCAGCUGCGAUGUGUUUGUUGGAUACAGAGCAGUCUAUCGAAUCAGCUUUGCCAUGGCAGUGUUCUUCUUUCUCCUCUCUCUGCUCAUGAUAGAGGUGAAAACAAGUAAUGACCCAAGAGCCUCGGUGCACAACGGGUUCUGGUUCUUCAAAAUAGCUGCCAUUGUGGCCAUCAUGGUUGGAGCGUUUUACAUUCCUGAAGGGCCUUUCACAAGAGCUUGGUUUGCUAUUGGUGUUUGUGGAGCCUUCUGCUUCAUCCUUAUCCAGUUGGUGCUCCUUGUGGACUUUGCUCACUCCUGGAAUGAGAACUGGGUUGACAGAAUGGAGGAGGGAAAUUCUAAAUGUUGGUACGCAGCUCUGCUGUCCUGUACGAGCUUGUUCUACUCCUUGUCACUGGUUUUCGUUGUGCUCUUCUAUGUUUUCUACACGAAGCCUGAUGGCUGCACUGAGAACAAGUUCUUCAUUACCAUUAAUAUGCUCCUGUGCAUUGCUGUCUCCAUUGUUUCUAUCCUUCCAAAAGUUCAGGAACACCAGAGUCGCUCCGGUCUCCUCCAGUCCUCGGUGAUCACGCUCUACACCAUGUACCUCACCUGGUCAGCCAUGUCCAACGAGCCUGAACGAAGCUGUAACCCAAGUUUGCUGAACAUCAUUACCCAGAUAGCUACACCCACGCUUGCUCCAGCAAAUACCACUGUUGUACCUGCUACUCCAGCUCCGCCCAAGUCCCUACAGUGGUGGGAUGCCCAGAGCAUUGUUGGACUGGUUAUCUUUGUCCUUUGCCUCUUGUAUUCCAGCAUCCGCUCUUCAAGUAACAGCCAGGUGAACAAGCUGACGCUGUCUGGGAGUGACAGUGCCAUCCUGGAGGAGACUGUGGGGACAGGCAGCGGGGCUGCGGAGGAAGGAGAAGUGCGCCGGGUCACGGAUAACGAGAAGGAUGGUGUUCAGUACAGCUACACCUUCUUUCACUUCAUGCUCUUUCUUGCCUCUCUUUACAUCAUGAUGACACUCACCAACUGGUACAGCCCCGAUGCGGAUUUUAAAACCAUGACCAGUAAGUGGCCAGCCGUGUGGGUGAAGAUAACCUCCAGCUGGGUUUGUCUGCUUCUCUAUCUCUGGACCUUAGUGGCUCCUCUUGUCCUUACCAAUAGGGACUUCACUUAAAGUGCUGCCCCUCAGAGCUUACAAAGUGAAGAACUUUUUGCUAAAAGCCAAAAUGUUCAUGUAUUGCUGUAGUUACACUCUACGUUACUGUUUCUUAUGUUCAUAUUAACAUGCAGGGAGAUAGAAAGUUAUGUACUGCAUAAUGCUUGAUGCAGGAUCAAAAUUAUCAGUUAUCUUUCUAUUUUAACCUUCAGUCAUAGUUACCUUAUUACUGCGUUUCAAAAACUCACUACAGCCAUGCUGUCAAAGCACAAGAGAAAAAAUCUGUCCAAUGGCCACAACCUUUCUAUUGAAUAGAAGUAACAUUUAGCUAAAUAUUAAGUAAUAUAUUUUAAAGAACAAUUAUAUUUAGCAUAAUGCACUAGUAUGCUAAUGCUUCAGUUCCUGGGAGUGUAAGCCAUGCUGCUUGAUUUCUACAUUCCACUGCAAAAGUUUAUUUAAAUUUAUACUUACCUUCCUAUGUUGUGGCAAAAACCCUACUAUUCCUCACCAAAAGAACAGAACUUUGAGGUUGAAAAAGUGAUAAACUCUAACUCCUUUUAAGAACUUCUAAGAGGCAACUUCUAUGGUAACUUCUUUUUUAGUACGUUUGCCAAAUAUUGAGUGGUAAGUGUAUGACUAGCUUAAACAACUCUAUGAUUAUGGUGGAAAAAUAGAGUUAAUUGAUUUCACUUGUCUAGUAUGCUUCCAAAAAUAAUGUACAUGAAGUGAUUAUUAUUGGCACUAAGGCAUUUGCACUGUAAAGUUGUUUGAAUAAAGCAGAUUAACUACUGAAA